CUUUUCUAUUAAUACUCUUCCCACGCGUACAAACCCAUCCACAUUUUCUCCUUCUCUCUCUCACUCUCUCACACUCUCAUACUCUUUCACUCUUCCUCUCUCAACAUUUCUUUGAACAAUGCGUAUCCACAGGCCUGGUGGGACCGUGCGGGGUGAUAGACAACGCCAUCAGCAACAGAAACAAAAACGAUCUCAUUCAUAUUCUCAUCAUCUACAUCAUGCUCGUCCUACUUUCAAACGAUCCUUGCUACGUACUCAUCACACGCGUCUCAAGGAACGCAUCGCUCGCUUUCAUGGUCUUCAUGCCAAUACAAAUGCUAAUGCUACUGUUGCCACUUUUUGUAUUGCUGACCACAACCACAUAACACACAGGGUGUCUUUCCAAGCUUACCGGAUUCAUCAUUACCUCCAUGACAGCCAACUGAAGAGGCAUUCUCAAAAGCUUAGUUCAAAAAUUGGUGGUCCAAAACCAAGAACUGUUAUUGACGCCGCAGGCGCAGCUACGGAUGUUCCUACGAUAAAGUCAAGUUCUACACUCUCUCCUUCCUCAGACACAAUAACAGCAGUCUCCAUAGACUCCAAUUGCUCCAAUAGUACUCAUCCAUGGACACCAUCCUCUUCUUCUUAUCCAAGCACGUCUUUUUCGUCUCCUAUGCUGACUCCGACCUCUCCUCUCACAUCACCCUCUACACCUUCUUUAUUUUCCUUGCCAAGUGACCCAGCUUCAGAAUCAAUCGAUCCAAAGCAUCAAGCACUUGUCAUGUUGAAACAUGAAGCAUUUCAGGAACUGGCGUCGCAGACUCAGCGAUAUGACGAGUUGUUUAUCGCAAAAAUGAUUGUUUGGGAGAGCCUAGGUCCAGAAGAAAAAGCACAAUGGCUUGAACGAGCAAAUCAAGAUUAUGGUACGGACAUGGAGAUGGAUGACGGUGACAAGCACAGCAAUUCUGAAUAUCAGCAACCUUCAAGUAACAGUAAUGAUAGAAUUAAUAAUAAAAAAAAGGCCGAGGAUGAGAGGAUGAUCGACGAACUCGUUAAUGCACUGGACUGCAGAGCCUCUUGCAAAGAUUACUCAGCUCUAUUAGCGUUUGAAAGAGAGGUAGAGAUGGAGAGACAGCAACAAGAGCAAGGAAUGACUGAACAUGAGCGGCUAAGAUCAAGACAUCAACGAUAUUAAACUAUAUCAGAAGAACAAAACCAGCCGUUGCCGCCUUAGGCUAUCAUUGUCGUUGAGUGCGUUCAGAGGAGCAUUUAUCAUCGUUCUCUCUCUCUCAAAAAAAAAUCUUUGAAAAUGUAGAUACACCCUUCAAAUAAGAUAACCAAUAAUUACAGCU
Messenger RNA from Lobosporangium transversale, 1331 nucleotides. RefSeq lists its product as hypothetical. The transcript has 2 exons. The record is from RefSeq and is a predicted model, not a curated record. NCBI's taxonomy places the organism in Eukaryota, Fungi, Mortierellomycota, Mortierellomycetes, Mortierellales, Mortierellaceae. Bases 119 to 1174 code for a protein of 351 amino acids.